UUUCACCCUAUCCCUAAAACCACGCACACAACUACAACAUUUUUCCUCUGCUCCCCUCUCGUGACCGAGCACCGGCGACCGGAGAGCUCCGACCGGCCACUGGUUAUCUCCGGCGAACCACCACGACUCCCCUCUCACACCACUCUCAUACGCACACCAUCCUGUAACUCAGAGAAAGAGAGGCGCUGUACACGGCGGCGACGCGACGUCAAGAUCAGAAGAGACGGAGUGAGAGAAAGAAGAGAGAGGGAGAGAGACGUCAGAGGGGGAAAGAGAAUGACGACAUCGACGGCAGACGGGCAGCUGCGGCGGCGGUGGUGGAUCUCGACGGCAGCUGGUCGUGAUGACACGGCUGCGCCGCUACUCACGGUGGAGGUGGCGAUGGAUUUCGACACCCCCCCUAAAUCGAGUUCCCUGAAUGUGAUUCCGGCUUCUGAUCAUUCCGAUUUGGUAACGAUGGUGGCUGUACUGGUUGACGACAGCCGCACUUCGUGACUUCUCAGGUGGGGUGUGGUUGUUCCGGUUUGAAUUUUAGCUUCGGUUCAAGUCAGAUUUGAUUUGGUUUAACUCGGGUUGACUAGGUCAAACCGAGUCAACUCAUUGUUCGGGUUAGCGACAGUGGAGCCGGAAAACGGCAGUGAUGUCGGCUGGAUUGGUGGUGGAUAUCCUCGGAUUGGGUUUCGAUUCACAUUCGGUGUAAGUUUGGUUCAACUCGGUUAACAAAGUCAAACCAGUCAACACGUCAGGUUGACUGGUCAACGCUGGUCAACAGGAGUCAAGGGCAGUCAACAACAGUCAACGGAUUGGUUUCGGGUCAACAGCGGUCAAACAGGUCAAGCGAGGUCAACUCAGGACCCGGAAUGCUUUAGUUGCACGCUAGCGAGUUCACAUUCGUGGGAUGACACUACGGAAUCACACUAAGCUAGCUUUGCACAGGAAUAUCUAGAUGUCAAAGUUCACAAGGUUCAAUGCAAGCGAACUCGAUGCUAGGGCGAGAUAUGAAAUACUUAAGACAAGACCCGAGGAAUACCCUAGGCGAGCAUGUACGGACCUGUUAACCAUGGUGAACCAGCUAGACCGAUUCAACAACAUCGUGACAGGACCACUAGCAGUUGCAUUGAACACUCGGCUUCGGUCGGUGCAUCAAUGCACCAUGGAGUUUUACAGUACUUUCGCUUUCACUUCGAGGUGUGACCCGUUUGACAAUGAAGGGGUCGCAUUUCGGUGUGGCGGGACAAAGUACUCGAUCUCCAUGGCACAGUUUGGAGCUAUAAUAGGACUGUACGGUGAAGAGGAAUCGGGAAAUGAGGAAAACACCGGGGGAUUACGAGACUUGGAUGAAAAUGAACGUCAAGCCGCAUGGGCCCAAAUCGGUGAAGGAAUCUACAACCCUAGCAGCACCAAGAGUACCAAACUGAGGGACCCGCUAUACCGCUACAUUCACAGGCUCCUCACCUACUCGCUAAACCAGCGUCACAACAGUAGUGGCGUUGUAGGGUUGAAAGAUUUGGUUGUCCUUCACUGCAUCCACAACCGGAAGCCUCUCGAUGUUCCAUAUCUCCUGUUACGAAACAUGCAUCUCAAUCGCCUUGCUCGCGCUCCAACACCUAUCUUCUUUGGGGGAUGGGUGUACCGUCUUUUCAAGCAUUUCACGAACAUUCCAAGGUCCUUUGAAAGAAGUCCAUGGUCGGGACGAGUUGACUACCACAUUUGCCGAGCCAUGAACUUACUUUAUGAGGCGGAAGACGGAACGGUGAGUUUCCAAAGAGCACAAGGCUAUGCAUGGAACCCACAGGAGGCCCUAGUUCUUCAUGCACCACCUCCUCAAUACCAGUACCAACCCCAUGGCGAUCCGGGUCAAUCCUCCUCACAAGGAGGCGGUUUUCCUAACUUUCAAAGCUUACAUGAUCUUUUGCAGGAAAACCUUAUGUGUACCAGGAACACCUACAAUCUCGCCAAAAACACAUACCACCGGGUCGGAGCUAUUGAGCGCAACAUCAACGAUAUACUAGAUGAUAUCGGUAGCAUCCGGGAGUAUAUGGCGGGACAUGGGGGUGGAGGUGAUGAUAGCGAUGAAGACAUGGAGUAGGAGGUUUGAAGGAACAAGGAGCGGGUUGAUGAUGAGCCCACAGGUUUAAGUACCCUUUUCUAUCGAACAAUUUAUGGCCUGCGUGCCAAAUGUUGAACAAUUUACUUUCCUUGACUACUUUUUAUUUCCGUUUUAUUUUUCUGUUACUUUAUGCUUGGAGACAAUUAACUAUGGUAAUGUAGGAUGUUUAUGUUGC
Molecule: messenger RNA, 2285 nt
Organism: Helianthus annuus (common sunflower)
Lineage: Eukaryota; Viridiplantae; Streptophyta; Magnoliopsida; Asterales; Asteraceae
Exons: 4
Coding region: 947-2089 (380 amino acids)
Source: RefSeq, a predicted model, not a curated record